This is a messenger RNA of Marmota monax (woodchuck), 2537 nucleotides long. It is a transcript of the gene Rtcb, whose product is annotated as RNA 2',3'-cyclic phosphate and 5'-OH ligase. The record is from RefSeq and is a predicted model, not a curated record. Gene Ontology annotation, cellular component: nucleus; tRNA-splicing ligase complex. Lineage: Eukaryota; Metazoa; Chordata; Mammalia; Rodentia; Sciuridae. The transcript has 12 exons. Gene Ontology annotation, biological process: tRNA splicing, via endonucleolytic cleavage and ligation. Gene Ontology annotation, molecular function: RNA ligase (ATP) activity. Bases 64 to 1581 code for a protein of 505 amino acids.
UCCGCGGAACCCGACAGCGCGGCAAGAGCCGGACGCCGAGCGUCUGCUACUGUUGUCGCAGCCAUGAGUCGUACUUACAACGAUGAGUUACAGUUCCUGGAAAAGAUCAAUAAAAACUGCUGGAGAAUCAAGAAGGGCUUCGUGCCCAACAUGCAGGUUGAAGGAGUUUUCUAUGUGAAUGAUGCUCUGGAGAAAUUAAUGUUUGAGGAAUUAAGGAAUGCCUGUCGAGGUGGUGGUGUUGGUGGCUUCUUGCCAGCCAUGAAACAGAUUGGCAACGUGGCAGCCUUGCCUGGAAUUGUUCAUCGAUCUAUUGGGCUUCCUGAUGUCCAUUCAGGCUAUGGGUUUGCUAUUGGGAAUAUGGCUGCCUUUGAUAUGAAUGAUCCUGAAGCGGUGGUAUCCCCAGGUGGUGUCGGAUUUGACAUCAACUGUGGUGUGCGCUUGCUGAGAACCAAUUUGGAUGAGAGUGAUGUCCAGCCUGUGAAAGAGCAACUCGCCCAAGCUAUGUUUGACCACAUUCCUGUUGGGGUGGGAUCAAAAGGUGUGAUCCCAAUGAAUGCCAAAGACUUGGAGGAGGCCUUGGAGAUGGGCGUGGACUGGUCCCUAAGGGAAGGCUAUGCCUGGGCUGAAGACAAGGAGCACUGUGAGGAGUAUGGAAGGAUGCUGCAAGCUGACCCCAACAAGGUCUCUGCAAGGGCCAAGAAAAGAGGCCUUCCUCAGUUGGGGACCCUAGGAGCAGGCAACCACUAUGCAGAAAUCCAGGUUGUAGAUGAGAUUUUCAAUGAGUAUGCUGCUAAGAAAAUGGGCAUCGACCAUAAGGGACAAGUGUGUGUAAUGAUCCACAGUGGAAGCAGAGGCUUGGGCCACCAAGUAGCCACAGAUGCACUGGUAGCUAUGGAAAAGGCCAUGAAGAGAGACAAGAUCAUAGUCAAUGACCGUCAGUUGGCUUGUGCUCGAAUUGCUUCUGCAGAGGGUCAAGACUACCUAAAGGGAAUGGCAGCAGCUGGGAACUAUGCCUGGGUCAACCGCUCGUCUAUGACCUUCUUAACGCGUCAGGCUUUUGCCAAGGUCUUCAACACAACCCCUGACGACUUGGACCUGCAUGUUAUCUAUGAUGUUUCUCACAAUAUUGCCAAAGUAGAGCAGCAUGUGGUGGAUGGAAAGGAACGGACACUGUUGGUGCACAGGAAGGGAUCCACCCGUGCUUUCCCUCCUCACCACCCCCUCAUUGCUGUUGAUUACCAACUCACUGGACAGCCAGUACUUAUUGGUGGCACCAUGGGAACUUGUAGUUAUGUUCUUACUGGCACUGAACAGGGCAUGACUGAGACCUUUGGAACAACCUGUCAUGGAGCGGGCCGUGCAUUGUCCCGAGCAAAAUCUCGGCGUAAUUUAGAUUUCCAGGAUGUUUUAGACAAAUUGGCAGAUAUGGGAAUUGCAAUCCGUGUUGCCUCACCCAAACUGGUUAUGGAAGAGGCUCCUGAGUCCUAUAAGAACGUUACAGAUGUGGUAAAUACCUGCCAUGAUGCUGGAAUCAGCAAGAAGGCCAUUAAACUGAGACCCAUUGCUGUUAUCAAAGGGUAGAACCUUGAUGGGAGCCUCUGGACGCCACUGACCCUCAGUGAAGUGGCUGUGGACUGCAACACUCUUCAGACGUCAGACUUGAGACUUGGCAAGUUCAAAGUGUGCUGCUGAAACUGUCCAUACCAAAAUGGCUGCUGACCCCAGAGCCAGUGUUGUGAAAUAACUUUCCAGAGGGGGGACCAUCUGGAAAGGUUGAAAGUGCUUCCUCCUCAGUAGUCCCAUAGACUUUUAGGAAAAUCUUUUAGGGGGAGGUAUCAAGAAACUCCCUUUAAUCAUCAGAAUGAACUAACUCCUUCACACCAGAUUCUGUUUACAUCCUAAUAGGUGUAAUGUAGAACAUUCUAUUAAAUAUAAUUUUGGAAUGUUCUCUUUUUUCCCCUCACUUUGUUCAUUCAUUGACUCAUCUACCAACCACCCCUGCACUAAACAAAAUCUAAAUAUCCCUCUUACCUGCAGAACACCCGGGGCUUGUAGUUAGGACACUGGAUGAUUAAAUAAUGAAACAUGUUGAGGAGGGCAUGUGUGGAAGUGUAGGAAUAGAGCCCAAAAGAGAAAAUAAUUUUUAAAAGCCUUACAAUUGCAUACUAAAGACAGAGUUGCCUGCAGCAUCGUACCUGUUAUCUGACUUAAAUUAGGUCCAACCUGGCAAACUUUUUUUUCUUUUAAGUAAUGCAAUUGCAUAGCAGCAGCAAAAAAAUAAAACUGAAAACCUUUACAUUUCUUUAUAAUACUUAAUUUUUACAUUUCAUGGUUGAAUUAUUAUAAAAGCAUUAAGUGGCCAGCUGCAACAUUCACAGUUGCUCUUUGUUGAUGGUCUUAUGUCACCUAAUUGGAUUUUACAUUAUGUAUGGUGAUGUCUCAAAGAUGUUAAAGGACCAUCAUUAUAGGUUACUAAGACCUUGCUUGAGUCCAAACAUAAAAUAGAAAAAUCUAAUAAAGUUGCAAUAUGUUGUUUA